UUGCAAUUUACUUCAACUAACAGUAUGGCUGUGUCAACGUAUAUCAAUUUGGUUGUGCUUGCUGGUGUAUGCAAUGGAUUCCUAUUUGGGCCAAAGUCUCAUCCCUGGGAUGGAUUGAAAGUGACAUGGGGUAUAAACCCUCUCAGUAGUACCAACUUUGCCAACAUGCCGAGAACAGAGGCUGAUGCCAAACAUCAAGGCUUUACAAUGAUAUCUGGAUGUGGACAUCCUAAUUUCCUCGGAAAGAGAUACAUGAAAAAUAACGACCCUGCCGUCAUCUUGAUAUACGACGUUAACGGUUACAUCGCUGGUAUUCAGGCUGGGGUACCAACAGGACUAAGCAAUGGUUACCCGGCAUCAAAUCUUCAAAAUCAUCCCAUGAUCAAAGAUGGCGACAAGCAUUAUAUGACAGCCUAUUUUGUCGCACCAAAUUCGAUAUGCACACAUGGACGUACCGCAGCUCAGUUUAGCCAUCAGGGUACAGGGACAGAUCUCUACAUACAAAAUAGUACUGAUCCUAUGGCCUCCAUCAAAAUACCUCAUCGAGAAUCCGACAUUGGAUCUACAUUGUGGGUCAAAGGCCAUUGCUUCCCUGCCAUGGGUGUUCAUUACUGGUUUGACACAACUGCCGAUAUGUCCUGUGAUCGAUUUUUCCCUGUUUUCCUCCUAUACAAUGGUGGAGUUCUGAAUGCUUUCGGAUGGGCCUUUCAAGCUGAUCUGUCCUCAACAAGAUACGAACAUCCUUCACAAUCAUCAUUUGGGGCAUUCAUGAAGGUUGUGCCAAACUGUCUACGUGACGCAGGAAAACUUUCAACACUACACAUUUACCUUAAUGGAAACCCACAGACAGAUUUGUUGUGCAACUAAAGGUGUUUUUGUAUAAAAUAAUGUAAUAAAUAAAAUUGAAUAUAAAAUCCA
This is a messenger RNA of Saccostrea cuccullata (small rock oyster), 918 nucleotides long. RefSeq lists its product as uncharacterized. The coding region runs from base 25 to 867 and encodes 280 amino acids. NCBI's taxonomy places the organism in Eukaryota, Metazoa, Mollusca, Bivalvia, Ostreida, Ostreidae. The transcript has 8 exons. The record is from RefSeq and is a predicted model, not a curated record.